AUGGCUGAGGAUUCUGAGUUGUGGGAUAUCAUAUGUGAUGGUCCUUAUGUUCCAACAAAGGCAUUGGAAGAACUUCCAUUUUCAAUGUCAAAAACCAGUAAAGAAUACACUGACGCAGAUAGGAAAGUUAUGGAGAAGAAUUUUUGUGCCAAGAAGAUUAUGGUAUGUGGAAUAGGACCUAAAGAAUACAGUAGAAUCUCCGUUUGUGACACUGCUAAGGAGAUAUGGGAAGCUUUGCAAAUAUCUCAUGAGGGAACCAUCCAAGCUCUUGCAGCAUGGGGAAAUUCCUAUGGUGAGUCUGAAGAUGAAACUGAUGCUGGUGAUAGCUCCAUGAUGGCAGUUGAAGGCGAGGAAAAUGAAUACCUAAGGGAAACAAUAGAGACACUAGAGACUAUUUCAAAAGCUGGAAAUUCUGGAAAAGGGAAAGAGAUAGCCAGUGAUGAACACAUUAGGCUUGAAGAUGAGUUGAAAUCGAAGACUGGGGCACGCAAGCUUUUCUCUUCUGAACAAACUAAUUCAGAAGGACCUUGUCCAUGGUCUGCCCAUGUCAAAGUUCAAGGUGGAACAAAUCUAUGA
This is a messenger RNA of Nicotiana tabacum (common tobacco), 576 nucleotides long. Lineage: Eukaryota; Viridiplantae; Streptophyta; Magnoliopsida; Solanales; Solanaceae. The record is from RefSeq and is a predicted model, not a curated record.